AUGGCUUGGAGAGAGGAGGUAAAUGUUGGUGUCGCGAACCCUGGUAUGCGGCCUGUUGUGGCUGGUCGCCUAUGGCAACAAUCUAAUCUCAUCCCGCCUCGAGGCCAGGGAGCAGUGACAAUGGGUAUAAAUGGAAUCUACAAGGAAAUCGGUCCUGGUCAGCGCAUAGCCCUCUCAAAACUUGCAGUCGAAAAGUUCGAAGAGACCGGCAGGCCGUUGCGCAUCGCUAUUGAUGUAUCGAUAUGGCUAUUUCAAAUCCAAGCGAGUAAAGGUAUGCAUGAAUAUCAUUUCAGUGGUACAAAUCCGGCCCUGCGAACCUUCUUCUACCGUCUCCUCCGCCUGAUAUCGCUCUCUAUCCACCCCAUAUUCGUCUUCGAUGGACCGAACAAGCCUCCAUUUAAGCGAAACAAGCGCACCGGGCGAAAUGUAGCGUCAAUUCCCGAAUUCCUAGCAAAGCAGCUCCUCAAUCAGUUUGGCUUUCCAGUACAUCGUGCGCCAGGGGAAGCUGAGGCAGAGUGCGCAUUGUUGCAGCGAGAAGGCAUCGUAGACGCUGUUCUUAGCGAGGAUGUGGACACGCUCAUGUUUGGCAGCGGGGUCACCAUUCGGAAUUGGUCACCUGAACUGAAGACCAGCACGACACCGACCCAUGUCAAUGUGUAUGAUGCGAUCAAGACGAAGCAUGGCCCUUCAGGACUCGAUCGCGAAGGCAUGAUACUUGUUGCCCUUAUGAGCGGAGGAGAUUACGUCCCUGAGGGCAUUCCGGGCUGCGGUCCGAAGACAGCAUGUGAAGCCGCAAGAGCUGGGUUUGGCAGAGACCUGUGCAACGUCGCGAAGAAUGACGCUAUUGCCAUGAAGAGCUGGAGAGACCGACUGCAACAUGAGCUCAAGACAAACGAGAGCAAGUUUUUCAAGACAAAGCACAAGUCUCUAGUAAUACCAGACGACUUUCCCCGCGCGGAUAUUUUGGGUUAUUAUACGCACCCAGCAAUAUCAAACAAGGCCGGACUGGAUAAGCUAAGACGCUCCAUCGAGUGGGAUCAAGACUUUGAUUUUCCGGGACUGCGCCGUUUCACCAACGAUGCAUUUGAUUGGGCGAAGCUUGGAGGAGCGAAGCAUUUCAUUCGGAAUCUCGCCCCAGUCUUGCUAGUCCGCCAUCUACGGAUGAGAGGUGAAGGCGGCGGGUCAACUUUAGACGAUCUCACCUCGGUUCAAGACGAGGAAGCACAGUUGGUCAAGGGCAUCCAUGGAAAGAGACAACACUCCGUGACAGACAACACUCCCGAGCUUCGUGUCAGCUUCAUUCCCCUGGACCUCGUCAAUAUUGACUUGGAUAAAGAAGACCCAGAUGAUGAUCUGCCAGAAUCUACUUCAGAUGACGAGACACCUUUGGAUAUUGAAGAUGGGGAGCCAGACACUGCUGCUAAGAAACGAGGGCCGACAAAAUUCGACCCCAGCAAACCUCUACGGGUCUGGGUGAUGGAAACCUAUGUAAAAGUCGGCGUGCCUUUGAAAGUCCAGGAUUGGGAAGCCGCAUGGGUGAAACCUAAGAGAGCGGCUACUACGAAGGACGCCACUAAACCAGCUCCGAAAACAAAGGGUGCAAAAAGAGCGAACACGACCUGUAGCAUGGCCGGAGGUGCGAUUGAACAGUAUGCGAAGGUCACUAAGCCUGGUAUCAAGUUGUGUCAGGUUUUAGCAAAUGCGCAAAACAAGGCUGGAAGAACUCCAAUGGUGCGAGGCGGCAGUAUACCAACGUUACGUUCAAGAGGGCUCCCAGCCGCUUCAGGGUCCUCUAACAGGACCAUCAUCGACCUCCUAUCUUCGUCACCAGCGAAGCUAUCAGCUGCCCCUCCAACCCGACAGGGAACAGAGAAAUCUCUGGCACCAGUGCUCGAGCUUCCCCCAACAGUGGCGAAGCGGAGACGAGGUCUAUUGCAGCGUUCCCAGACUCCUCCAGCUAGUCCUUCCACCCUAGACCGGCUCUCAACUCCUCCACCGAUGAAUUUGAUAGAGACUCUCGAUCUUGUCAGCUCGCCGGCACUGCCAUCUCCGCCCCAGCUCCCCGCUAAGAAAGUAAAGACACAAGUAACAAGAAAUCCUCGGACAUCACGCGCAGUACGCCUAACAUCCGUGCUCUCCUCCCCCGGAACGAGAUCGAAACAAACCACCUUGGAUGUAUGGUCUCAAUCCUCUUCCACCACAACACCAACCAAGAAUACAGUAGCCACGACACCCGUAGGCAGAGCACCCGUUCCCGCCCCACCUGGACUUCAACCCUCGUGCAUUAAUAUCAAAACCUUGGACUUGACACUCUCUUCGCCCCCAAAAUCACCGCCAACACGGUCAAGCCGCCCAAUAAACCCCCGCCGAACUAACCUUAAAGCGUCCCGACCUCGACCUCGACUUCGAUCGAUAUCCUCAAACAUAUCUCCUUCACCCACAUCCACACCCUCACCUACCGCAUCCCAUCACUCUAAAGUUUCGCGCCGAACAUCGCCUCGACUCCAGAAGUCCUCACCACUAGAAAUUGACACCGUUGAUCUAACCCAGUUCUCUCCUCCAUCCACAUCAACCAUCCAACCCCCCCCUAGAACCUCAAAUUCGCUAACCAAGUCAACAUCCACCUCCUUCGCAUUCACCAAACCCGCCCCACUUCCCUCCAAAACUCCACCUAGCCACACCCCUACUCUCCCAGUAUCACCACCACAAACCAGUCAACCGCCCACUUGCUCCCUCAACCGCUCCCCACGCAACCAUCUCAUUUCCCGACCCUCGAACUCUUCGCCUGCAGCGUGGAAACAACAGCAGAAGAAAAAGCGCGUAAUCCGUCUCCGAGAGAGUAUGGCUGGAUCGUGGGCUUUCGUGGACGCGGAUACGGUGUCUAGUAGUCCUGAGAAUGUGGCCGGGAAUAACGUGGGAUUGAAGGGUCGAGAGAGGAGGAUGUGGAGGGAGAGUCAAAUCCAGGUUCUAGAUUUAUCAUGAGGGGGAAGGUGGG
Molecule: messenger RNA, 2995 nt
Organism: Lindgomyces ingoldianus
Lineage: Eukaryota; Fungi; Ascomycota; Dothideomycetes; Pleosporales; Lindgomycetaceae
Exons: 5
Coding region: 1-2982 (993 amino acids)
Molecular function (GO): crossover junction DNA endonuclease activity; 5'-flap endonuclease activity
Source: RefSeq, a predicted model, not a curated record